UAAUGUGGUUGUUGGGAAAGUCACAAAUUUGAGGUCGGGCACAGAAGCAGAUAAUCAGAAAACAAUGGUGGCAGUAGCAGUAGGAAGAGGCCUUCCUAUUCAAACCCGCUCUUUAUUCAAUAGUAAGAACAUAGAUAGAGCUUCACCAGCAGGAAGAGUCUCGUGGCUUGGGCAUUCUGCUGCUGUCACUCCACGUUAUAGACAAACUUGUGUAGCAGCGCAACAGCGACCUACAUGGCUCCCAGGACUUGAUCCCCCACCUUAUCUUGAUGGAACUCUGGCUGGAGAUUUUGGAUUUGACCCACUUGGGCUUGGAGAGGAUCCUGAAAACUUAAGGUGGUAUGUGCAGGCAGAGCUGGUUCAUUCCCGCUUUGCAAUGCUUGGGGUAUUGGGAAUUCUUGUGACAGAUCUGCUUCGCGUCACAGGAGUUAGUAAGAUACCGGUUUGGUUUGAAGCUGGUGCAGUAAAAUACGACCUUGCCAAUACACAGACACUCUUCAUUGUUCAACUACUUUUGAUGGGGUUUGCCGAAACAAAAAGGUACAUGGAUUUUAUUAGUCCUGGAUCUCAGGCUAAAGAGGGGUCCUUCUUUGGACUGGAAGCUUCACUGGAAGGCUUAGAGCCAGGGUACCCAGGGGGUCCUCUGCUAAAUCCUCUUGGCCUAGCUAAAGACAUUAAAAACGCUCAUGAUUCGAAGCUUAAAGAGAUUAAAAAUGGACGACUUGCAAUGGUUGCAAUGGUUGGCUUCUUUGUACAAGCUUCAGUGACUCACGUUGGACCAAUUGACAACCUUGUGGAGCAUCUUUCCAAUCCAUGGCAUAAAACUAUUAUUCAGACCAUUGCGAAUUCUAGUUCUUAGUUCUACCAACUGCUGUAUGGCUUGGACUUAUCCAUAAAACGAAAUUACUUUUAAUUUUUCCACCUUGACCUCGUUGAGGCCAAGGAUCAAGUUUAGAUGUAGUUGUCUUGAAGCAAAUGUAUUCUAAUUCAUUUUCAAUCGACUUCAUUGUUUGUUUA
Molecule: messenger RNA, 1017 nt
Organism: Vigna angularis (adzuki bean)
Lineage: Eukaryota; Viridiplantae; Streptophyta; Magnoliopsida; Fabales; Fabaceae
Product: photosystem I chlorophyll a/b-binding protein 5, chloroplastic
Exons: 6
Coding region: 65-859 (264 amino acids)
Biological process (GO): response to light stimulus; photosynthesis, light harvesting in photosystem I
Cellular component (GO): membrane
Source: RefSeq, a predicted model, not a curated record